Messenger RNA from Magallana angulata, 2553 nucleotides. RefSeq lists its product as uncharacterized. NCBI's taxonomy places the organism in Eukaryota, Metazoa, Mollusca, Bivalvia, Ostreida, Ostreidae. The record is from RefSeq and is a predicted model, not a curated record. The coding region runs from base 47 to 2548 and encodes 833 amino acids. The transcript has 5 exons.
CCGUCUUCGUGUAUACAACACAAAACACUCAAUUACGAUUUGAGAUAUGGACGGAAAAACUGAUCAAUGGACGGAGGAAAUAAACUCAGCAGCUGUGAGGACAUUGUUUGGAUCUUUUGAUGUCGAAGUUUCAGAAGAUGCAUCUAAAUUAUCGUUUGCUAAAGAACUUCUUGAAGAGGCAAAGCUGAAAGAACUCAAACAUGAAAUGAAUUUGCUAGCAAAUGAGGUUGUGCUCUUUCGAAAUCUUCCUAAGAAAGAUAUUAUACCGGGAACAGUGUAUGUUUGCGAAGUUUAUUUAGAGUGCAAGUACAACGAAGGUGAAAUAGAAAUUGAAGAAAAGGAUUCCGAUAAAAUAAAAUAUUUUAUCUUUGAGAAAAUCAAAAACAUCGUGAAAAUCAUCCUUAUUCAUAGCAAAUAUUUGAACGUUAUUGAAGUGAAGGAAAUACUUUACCAUAACUAUCGAACAAUUUUCCAUCCUCAUGAAUGUUAUUUUCAACAUGUGUCCGAAGAUUACGAAGAAGUUUCCAAGAGAAGUGGUCAUUGGAAAAUCACGAUGUAUACGCAACUUGUUAAAUCUUUAAUAAAGAUGAUACCGGUGGACGAUAUUGAACACAUCAUCGAUAGGGCUGCAGAUCGUUCCUUUUCUAAAGAAAGCAUUACAAGGUUGUGUUUCAGUGCAGUUAUUCAAGAAAGUGGCAACACAGAUAGUGGUCCUUAUUAUUGUUCAUUUUUUACUGUACGUCGACUAAAACGUGAAUUAGUGGAAAACACUAUGGAGUCAAUGAGACAAUUGUUAGUAUCAGAGGUGGAGGAUGAAAUAGAUCAACAUAUAGCAAAAUAUGUUAGAGACAGAGUAGGUCCGAUUCAAACCUUUAUUCCAUUGGAUUUUCCAACUAUUAUUAAUUCAAUAAGUUUUGGAAUCGCAAUCAUUGUUGCAAUAUGGUUUAACGUUAUUCCAGUGUUAAUUGUCUCUGCGUUUGUUAUUAUUGCUUCACUUUUGAUUGCCGUCGAUGUCAAUUCUAUAUCGUGGAGGAAAAAUGUAGCCAAUGAAAUUUAUGAAAACUUGUCGAAGAACAAAGUGAAGGUUAUAAAGGAUAUAUCUUCAAAUAUUAAACAGAUAUGCAAAGAGACAAUCGAUCAAUUAAGGUCUGUUUCCAGUCAACUCGAAAAUUUUAAAAGACGGAUAAAUCUGAUUGAUCAAGAUAAAGAGGCCAGUGAAUGGGAAAAGCGUCAUGUUAUGAAAGAUAAUGCAACACUGAGAAAGAACAAUUCUAUUAUCACUUAUAUUGCUGGUCGGAAUGAAAAUGAUAUGCCUAUUGUUAAGGUUAUUCUUAGAUACCCUGACAACAAAGCACAACAGUUAUUUAAAGACAACAUAGAAAAAGAAUUCGUUACAAUUGCUGAACUAACUAAACAAAAUGAAAAUAUUGUGAAUAAGAUAAAAUCGAACGAAUUUAGAAAACGAGCAGUUUCAGAGUCAAAAAAAAGCCACUUGAGUGAAAUAAUAUACAGCCAAGCAGAUCGUUUAUAUGCAAACCAUUCGACUAUAGUUGGAAUAGGAAUAAGUAAUGUAAGGUGUAUCAAUGGCGAUAUAAUUCGAGAACCAUGCAUUGUUAUUUAUUGUUCAGACAAAUCAAUUAUACCGUUUGGUGAGAAACCUUUACCAACCAGUAUCAAUGGAUGCCAUUGCGAUAUUAGAGAAAAUAUUUUUUUGUUUGGAAUUUGCAAUGAUUGUGGAGAAGAAAAUGCUAGACCAGGAUGUAGCAUUGGCAUGACCAUCAGCAAUGCAUUUGGAUCAGCAGGAUUUUUGGCCAAAUCAACUAAAACCAAUCAGACAGGAUUUCUCACAGCAGCUCAUGUCGUAAUUCGAGAAUUAGAAAAGCUAUACCUUGCAAAUGCAUUUCUUUCACAAUGUAAUGACAGUGAUGAAAGGAAUGUUGUUGUUCACCCAUCGGAAUGCCAUGCCGGGGGGCUAAGUAAAGGUAUUGGGGAAGUUAUAGAAUCCUACUGUGGAAACUACCAAUCAGCAGGAAUGGAUGCUGCUUUUGUCGCAAAUUACAACCCUACAGCAAGAGUACAUACACCUCUGCAGAUCGCUGAUGAGAACGAUUUUAAAAAUGUCCAUGGCACAUUGGUUAGAAAAAAAGGUAAAGCGACAGGCAUAACAGAAGGCAUUCUAGUCAGUGGACUAUUUACGAUGGCUAUAACCAGGGUUGUCUAUCCUAAAAUAUAUAGGUUUGAUUUUUGCUAUAGAAUAAUAGAUAAGCCUGGCGUUAGAACAUUCUUUGAACCUGGAGAUUCUGGAUCAGGAGUCUAUUUAAUAGACAAUGGAGGAAAAAAGAAACCUCUAGGGAUUGCCUUUGCUAGAGGUAUAUACGGCGAUACCGUUGCAUGCAGGAUAGAAAAUGUCACACGGGCCUUUGAUUUAUCAUUAUAUGAUGAGGAAGAGCCGGUUACAGAACCAAUGGAAGUUGACGUAGAACCAAUGGAAGUGGAUGUGGAUUUCGGUGAAAUGUUUGAAAUGCUUGAAUUAAUGGAUACUCCAUAAGUCUG